This is a messenger RNA of Mugil cephalus (flathead mullet), 3711 nucleotides long. RefSeq names its product sestrin 1 (gene sesn1). The coding region runs from base 119 to 1762 and encodes 547 amino acids. Gene Ontology annotation, biological process: negative regulation of TORC1 signaling; cellular response to L-leucine; regulation of response to reactive oxygen species. Gene Ontology annotation, molecular function: oxidoreductase activity, acting on peroxide as acceptor; L-leucine binding. NCBI's taxonomy places the organism in Eukaryota, Metazoa, Chordata, Actinopteri, Mugiliformes, Mugilidae. The transcript has 10 exons. Gene Ontology annotation, cellular component: nucleus. The record is from RefSeq and is a predicted model, not a curated record.
CUGGGCUGCUGGUUACUGGUUAGUGCUGAGACGAGUCGUCCCGUUGCAGAAAGCCUGCACCAAAGAAUGUGGAUAAACCCGUUGUAAGACAGCACAAACGUUAGCCCUACGUGAAACGAUGGAGGUGCAGGACCAGGAGUCUCUGGGGAGAUGGGAGAGGCUGGGCAGCCGGGACGCCGGCUCCAGGGCUGAAGCGAUGGAGAGCAUCAGCCAGGAGGUCAUGACAAAAGUGGAGGCCAUCAAGCCCAUACCGGCGCUGGCCCCCUCGCCCCCGGCCUCGGGAAGCCCUCCCAACAGUGACCUGAACGACAUGCUGGCUCACCUUCUCAUGCUCUCCAAACGGUGUCCCUUUGAAGACACCAGGGAGCGCUGCAUUAUACUUCUCCGGGCCGUCCAGGACUUGGGAGUAAGGAUCCCAAGACCACUAGGCAACGGACCAAGCAGAUUUAUCCCAGAAAAGGAGAUUCUUCAAGUCAGUAAAGUGGACGCCAGGACACAGUUGAUAUUCGAGGAUGCGUUUGCAGCCCUCGGUCGCCUCGACAACAUUUCCCUGGUGAUGGGCUUCCACCCGCAGUACCUGGAGAGCUUCCUCCGGACGCAGCACUACCUGCUGCAGAUGGACGGGCCCCUGUCUUUGCACUACCGACACUACAUCGGCAUCAUGGCUGCCGCCAGACACCAGUGUUCCUACUUGGUCAACCUCCACGUGAACGACUUCAUCCAGGUCGGGGGGGACCCGAAGUGGCUCAACGGCCUGGACGAAGCCCCGCAGAAGCUGCAGCAGCUCGGGGAGCUCAACAAGAUCCUGGCCCACCGGCCGUGGCUCCUCACCAAGGAGCACAUCGAGCGCCUGUUGAAGGCAGAGGAGCACAGCUGGUCCCUGGCAGAGCUGAUCCACGCCGUGGUCCUCCUCACACACUACCACUCCCUCGCCUCCUUCACCUUCGGCUGCGGCAUCACGCCCGAGAUCCACUGCGACGGCGGCCACACGUUCAGGCCCCCCUCCCUCAGCCAGUACUGCGUGUGCGACAUCGCCAACGGCAACGGCCACGCCAACCACCACGACGAUUUCCUCGGCAACCAAGAAAUGUGCGGUGAGGUGGAGGUGCUGAUGGAGAGGAUGAAGCAGCUGCAGGAGUGUCGUGACGACGAGGAGGCCAGCCAGGAGGAGAUGGCGACCCGCUUCGAGAGGGAGAAGACCGAGAGCAUGCUGGUGGUCACGGCGGAGGACGAGGAGUGCGUCCCCUCGAGAGACGUGUCCCGCCACUUCGAGGACCCCAGCUACGGCUACAAGGACUUCUCCAGGAGGGGGGAGCAUGUGCCUACGUUCAGAGCGCAGGAUUACAGCUGGGAGGACCACGGCUUCUCUCUGGUCAACCGGCUGUAUCCAGAUGUGGGUCAGAUGCUGGACGAGAAGUUUCAGAUGGCCUACAACCUGACCUACAACACCAUGGCAACGCACAAGGACGUGGACACCAGUAUGCUGCGCAGGGCCAUCUGGAACUACAUCCACUGCAUGUUUGGCAUCAGGUAUGAUGAUUAUAAUUACGGGGAGAUAAACCAGCUUCUGGACCGCAGCUUUAAGAUCUAUAUUAAGACCAUGGUGUGCAGUCCUGAGAAAACAACCAAACGAAUGUAUGAGAGUUUCUGGAGGCAGUUUCAGCACUCCGAGAAGGUCCACGUUAACCUGCUUCUUAUGGAAGCGCGAAUGCAAGCAGAACUGUUAUACGCUCUGAGAGCGAUCACCCGCUACAUGACAUGAAGUGCUUUUGGCGUUUUCAUCGUUGUCUUUUUACUGUUAUUGUCGUUGCGCAUUAUGGGACACUUAAAGGAAACAAAUCAAAAGGGGUGGGGGUGGGAGGGGGAUUCAACAAAAUAUGUGGAGGAGAGCCCUGGGUUGUGACAGUGCUUGUUGGUUGGAUGUCAAGAAGAGGAUCAGAACAAAUGAGAAGCAAGAAAAAAAAAAGAUUACUGUCAGAGAAGAGUCAUCUCAAAAAAACAAGAGGAUACACAAACUCCUUUUUUUUUUUCUUAGUUUGUGCUGCCUGCAGUGCCAAAACUGACCAAGAGAGGGCAGCCUGGAGCAAACUCCAGCUCCGCUGGGGAGUUUGUGCUGGAGGCAACCGGGACUUCAUUUCAGUAUUCCAGCAAUGCAACACAUUGGUUGCCAAUCUCACCUGUCUCCUAUUAGAGUGAAGAACCAGAGGAAAAAGAAAAAGAAGAAAAAAAAAACCCAGAAAGAAAAAAAAACGUGCAGCCAGAAACAGUCUGCACUUUAAUUUUGUCGUCACUGUCAUGUUUAGUUUCUUUUAAUAUCUUUUUAUUUCAUUUUGUAUUAGGAGAAGUGUUGUCGAUGUGGUUGCUGGUGGUGACUGGAGGUGGACGCAUUAACUUUAGGCGGUGAUUUUUUUUUUUUUUUUUUACGUGUGCCUGAACUAUCCAGCACAGUGUGCAUACGUGCUGAUGCUGCUGCUCCCAUGUCGUAUUCAGAGGGGUCAUAUUGAUCCCCAAAUCCCCCCCCCCCUACUCCCCCCUUCCCCUCACCCCAAAUCCCCCCAAAACCCUUCAAACAAGCCCCUGUCCAUUAGAAAUCCACAGCAUUACCCCCUUCCCUGUUACCCUCUACCCAACAUCCCGAACGUCGAUGUAAGCUAAUCCAACGAGUGUGUGAAAACCAGAGGUGUGGAGAAAAAAAAACUCAAAAGAACACUGUCUGAGCCCUUUUUGAGUUUGACUGUAUUCGUGUGCGUGAGUCCUGUGUUCAUGAUGACUGAUGUGUGGAUGUUUGCGUGUGUUUUUACAGAAUUGAGGGAGAGAGGAGGAAAAAAAAAAAAAGUACGUCUUUGGAUUUCAUGUGUCAAAAAAAAAAAAUGUAAGCGAGGCACUUUGAAGGAAAGACUUCUUGCUUCUGCUGUAGCUCUGUUAUUGUGAGAUAACUGUUAAUCAUUUGUUGUUAUUUUUCUGGUAAUGGGAAAAAAAAAAUGUUUAAAAAAAAAAAAAAAGCUAAUCAAAAAGAAAGUUAGAAACCAGGUUUUCCAGGCGGGAUUUGCUUCCGGUUGCCCUAACCACACCUUUAUCUGUCUUCCGCUUAUCCCAGCUGCCUGGUCGCCCUAACACUUUCAAAAAGCUUUGGAUUGUGAAUUUUACCAGUGAACGAAUACCUCUUCUGUUUUGUUUUUUUUUUUCUCUAUGAAACAUAUAAAGAAGUGCUCUUCGGUGAGCAGAGACUCUUUCUGGGGCCGCCGAGUCCCCGCUGCUCGGGGACCCGGCUCGCCCACGCAGGGCCGACUGUGGUCGAUAGCUUUCGAACGCAGGAGGUUGUAGCUGUGCUUAUUUUCCCUGCUGGGGAAGUCUAACCAGUGCAAAAGCAGCUUUUUUUUUUUUUUUUUUUUUUUAUUUUGCACAGGGGUGUGAAACCUCUGCUGUUUUCGUUUUUUGUUUACUAAAAUCAGUAAAGUACUGCAUUCUUCUGAGAGUGGAUUGAAAGAAUCAGACAGAUGAAUGAGUGGUAUCCUGAUGAUGACGAUAACGACGGGGAGGAGGACGGAGCGGAGGCUGUGAUGAUAAACGAAUGGUACAUUUGGAAGUGGUUUGAGAGGAAGAGUUGUUUUUUUUUUUCAAACUUCUGACUGAUGUCAGUUACUGACACUUUUUUAUAUGAAAAAAUAUAUGAAAAAAAAAGAUGGAAAAAAAAUAAACUAUAAUAUUGAA